AUGAAUGGCGUGCAAUUAUUCCUGAACUCCCUUGGCCCAGAGGUUGAGGAUCCCGAAGAAGAGGCGUUUCUGUUAUUCUCUCAAACUAUACCGUCUCAAAAUCUCGGAUUUGUCGACUCGAAAGCCACAGAAAUAGAUUUGAUAAUUAAUGGUAGAGAUCUAACAAUUUACCAAUCCCCUACAAUUCUAUCAUCGAAUCGAGAUGGUGGAACUACGGGAGCAGGUAAAUUACCUUUUCCUGGUGUAUGA
Messenger RNA from Sclerotinia sclerotiorum 1980 UF-70, 249 nucleotides. RefSeq lists its product as hypothetical. The transcript has 2 exons. Lineage: Eukaryota; Fungi; Ascomycota; Leotiomycetes; Helotiales; Sclerotiniaceae. The record is from RefSeq and is a predicted model, not a curated record. The coding region runs from base 1 to 249 and encodes 82 amino acids.